Messenger RNA from Kwoniella botswanensis, 4272 nucleotides. RefSeq lists its product as uncharacterized. Lineage: Eukaryota; Fungi; Basidiomycota; Tremellomycetes; Tremellales; Cryptococcaceae. The transcript is spliced from 17 exons. Gene Ontology annotation, cellular component: intracellular anatomical structure. The record is from RefSeq and is a predicted model, not a curated record. The coding region runs from base 1 to 4272 and encodes 1423 amino acids. Gene Ontology annotation, molecular function: RNA binding; helicase activity; protein binding.
AUGGCUCCGAAGAAGCGUCCGGCAAAUGUCGUACGAUCUGGAAAUGCAGGCAAUUCGACCAAGCCAACCAAGGAGAAAGGCAAGGAUGAGCCAAAGCAAGAUGAAGGUCCAGCUAGACCACCACCACUCUUCCCUGCAGGAUACAAGUCACCGCUGACAAUUCUGAAUGAGAAGUGUCAGAAGAUGGGAUGGGAGAGACCGGUCGUAGAGUCUCGACCCAAUAGAGGAUCCGAUCCUCAGACCUUUACUGGUUUUGUGAUACUAAAGAAAAGGGUCAGCAAGAAUAUAUACAAUCUGGAUGAGGUCAAGAUGCAACCUCAUACCCCUCUAGAGAUAGAAUCAUCAGCCAUGGCUAGACACUAUGCAGCGACUUAUGCCCUGUUCCGAUUUUGCUCGCACUUGCCUAUGGCUAUGACCCUUCCCCCUUCUAUACGACCUUACUGGUCUACCCUUACUGCUGAAAAAGCCGCUGCUCCCCCUCAUCGAUCCUGGGAAUACGACCCUGAUCCGUUCGCGGCUAAGAAAGAGGUUGAAGAUCGUCAGAAUAAGAAAAAGGAUAAGGAGGCAGCGAGAGAAGCAGAGGUGGAUGGUAGGAGUGCGGGACCAAGUGGCAGAGGUACGCCGGUGGCCAGGGAGGCUAAUCAAGGUGGUGGUGGAACUGCGUGGGACAGAGCACCAGAAGUGAAGAUGGCUUCUAGCCUAAGGGAAACGGUAGAAGCGACCGUAAGGAAGAUGAUGCAACAAUUCCCGUCAGCGGUACUCGAAGCGAGUCGUGAUGCUACUGCUACAGCUUCGACUGCUCCAUCCGGCGUCUCCACACCUACCCUUGACCUGCCUUUUCUUCAAGCCCAACUCACAAACCUUGGAUUCCGAUCAACCCACAUAACUUCCGCUCUAUCCGCCUUAUCAGCCGCCAACGCUCGUCUUCACUCUUCAUCUUCGUCGACCAAAGACCCUUUGGUACUUUCUCUCAGUAUUUUAUCACCAUUAGAAGCAGCUAUAGAAUGGUUAUUGCUACAUCUGCCUGAAGACGACUUACCACCUAGAUAUCGUCCAUCUAGCUCUUCUGCAGAUUUUAUCACUGGAGCUUCAGCUACCUCCGGAGGCAAGACUGCGUUAGUGAAAGGAUGGCUGGUAGAUAAGCUAGUAAAGCAAGCUGGAUUCCCUAGAAAAGCUGUAGAGACUAUCUUAGCGGAGGAACAAAGAGAAUCAAUUGUGCUGGAUCUGCUAGGUCGACGCUUAUGUGAAUGGGAGACGGAUGAGGACGGAUGGGGCGUGAAGGAGUAUGGAAGUGGGUGGACAGGAGACGAGGCUGCGGACGAGGAAAGGAGGAUCACUCGUGAAGAGGAAAUUAUGGCUUUGGAAGCUGUUUUAGGAGAACGAUAUCAGCAGUUAUCAUCCACAGAAUCAACUAUCAGUAUCGAAUCGGAAUAUACAGCAGAUUCGAUUCGAUUGCAUAUACUCUUUGAUCAACAUUCGCCUUACCCCUCACCGCAAUAUCCCAAUCAUCCGCCAUCCUUCUUCAUCUCCUCGGAUACCUUACCGGCGUAUAUCCGAUUACACCUUCAUGCUCAACUCCUCCGAGCAUUCCGCGAUCCGGAAAGACACGAUCUGACGUCUGUGUUGGAAGCUGGUUCAGGAGGUGCGGUCUUGAUUAUGGUAGAAUACCUCGAAAGCACUUUAUCGUCUGUUCUGGAAACACCACCAGAUGUGGGAGAAGUCACCAAGUACCUAGUACCGAAAGUCGAAGAUGCCAUCUCCACAAAAUCCGACACUCCUGUCAAGAGGAAACAGAAACAGAAUAAAGAGUCCUACAAGCGGAAAAUUCCGACUGUAGAAGAGGAAGAGGCUGUUAGGAAGAAACAGAAGGGGAUGAUGGAUAAUCCAUCUUAUGCACCGAUGUUGGCGGAUAGGAUGAAGCUGCCUGCAUGGAAGGAAAGGGAUAAUAUUACCAAUGCCCUUGAAUCGAAUAGGGUAUUAGUGGUUGUCGGAGAAACUGGUUGUGGUAAGAGUACCCAACUUCCACAGUUCAUUUUAGACCAUGAGAUCAACGCUGGUCGAGGCGCAGCAACCAAUAUAAUCGUCACGCAACCUCGACGAGUGGCUGCGAUGGGUGUGGCAGCCCGUGUAGCGCAGGAACGACUAGAAGACGUAGACAAGUUGCCCGAGACGGUCGGAUAUGCCAUCCGUGGAGAACGGAAGUCCUCGGCAGAUACCAAAGUACUGUUCUGCACUACUGGUGUUGUCUUAAGGAGAUUGGGCAGUGGAGAUCCGGAUUUGCUAGGAGUCAGUCAUGUGGUGGUAGAUGAGGCACAUGAGAGAGGUGUCGAUACUGAUCUACUGAUCUGUUUGUUGAGGGAUUUGCUGGAGAGGAAUAAGACCAUCAAGGUCAUUUUGAUGUCAGCCACAAUCAAUGAACAAAUUUUCAUUAACUACUUUGGCGGAUGUCCAAGUCUCACCAUACCCGGAUUCACGCAUCCGGUUACUGAUCAUUAUCUUGAAGAUGUUAUAUCCGAAAUUAAAUACAAGCCUCAACCAUCCCGAUUUGGUCCUCGUCAGACCGAAGAACAGAAAGCGGCUAUCCGAGCUGAAUUUACCAAACUCAAACUCGAUCUCGAUUCUCAACGAGCUCUAGAAAUCCUUGCAGGCACAGAUAGGAUAGAUUACGGACUUGUCGGUGCUAUAGUCAAACAUAUAGUGGACAAUGCCGAAUCGACCGCAGGAGCGAUAUUGGUAUUUAUGCCUGGUGUAAUGGAGAUUCGCCAGUGUAUCAACGAAUUGCAGAACACCGCCCUCGGUCCAGUUGAGAUUAUGCCUCUUCAUGCGAAUCUUUCUUCAGCCGAACAGAGGAAAGUCUUCUUGCCUACUGCACCGAAGAGAAAGAUCGUCGUAGCUACCAAUGUAGCUGAAACAUCUGUUACAAUUCCCGAUGUGAUCUAUGUGGUGGAUGGAGGAAGAGUUAAAGAGACUCAAUAUGAUGCGGAGAAUGGGAUGCAGAAAUUGGUGGAAUGUUGGACUAGUAGGGCAUCGGGAAGACAACGGAGAGGUAGAGCAGGUCGUACGCAGCCUGGACAGUGUUAUAAGCUGUAUACCAGAAGAACGGAGAAUAACAGCAUGCCUCGAUUCCCGAUACCUGAGAUCCUUAGGACACCAUUGGAAGCGCUAUUCUUACAGGUGAAAGCCAUGAAUGAAGAUACCGAUGUCAAAGAGUUCUUAAGCAAAGCUAUCGAUCCGCCAAAAAUGGAUGCUAUCAAUGCUGCUUGGCAGACGCUGCAGGAUCUGGGAGCUGUCGAGAGUGAAGAUCACAAGAGUCGGUUGACUGCCCUUGGACGUCAUAUGAGUAUGAUACCUGUCGAUCUUCGUCUUGCCAAGAUGCUGGUGCUGGGAACGAUAUUCAAAUGUCUGGAUCCGAUUCUCACUAUUGCUGCUUUGCUUUCAUCCAAACCCCUCUUCACCUCACCAAUGGAGAAGCGUGACGAGAGCAAGAAAGCCAGAGAAUCAUUUUCAUGGGCCAGAUCAGAUUUGCUCACCGAUGUAAGGGCUUAUGAUGCUUGUAUGGCUAUAAGGGAGAAAGGUGGAAGUCACGGUGCUGUCAGGCAGUUCUGCGAGCAGAACUUUAUCAGUUCUACAACCUUGCGAGAUAUCACUUCCCUCCGCAGCGACUUCUUAUCUGCCCUAUCUUCAAUAGGCUUCAUCUCGUCGUUGAAUAAGGAAAUAGCCAAAUUCAGCGUCAAUUCGAAAUUCGACAAUCUCGUUAAAGGGGUUAUUGUUGGUGGAUUAUAUCCUAGGAUAGCAAGGAUUGCCAUGCCAAAAGCGCAAUUUGAGAGAGUCCAGCAAGGUUCUAUACAGAAAGAUCACGAAGCGAAAGAAGUCAAGAUGUUUGAUCAAUCUGGCCGAGUGUUCAUACACCCAACUUCGGUUCUAUUUAACGAAUCGGGAUUCAAAUCUGGUUAUCUGGCUUAUUUCGGCAAAGCUGAAACGUCAAAAGUAUUCUUACGAGAUGCUACAGAGGUCCCAUUAUACGGGCUGUUGCUUUUUGGCGGUAGUAUCACCAUCAAUCAUUGGGCAGGAGGUAUAAUGAUAGGUAAAGAUGGUUUUGUGAAACUGAAAGCUGGAACAAGGAUCGGAGUGCUGUGUUCACAACUUAGACGUUUACUUGAUGCUCAAUUAUCUGAACAAAUCGAAUCUCCCCAUGCAGUCGAUAUGUCAGGCCAUGAAGAAGUCGUAGGUGCGAUGAUGGCGUUGUUGCAAAGAGAUGGGUUGUCUUUGUAG